UUACAUUUGAUAGAGCAGAGAAAGCAAGAUCUUUUUGUGUCAUUGGCAAGAAGGCACAGCAAAUCUUUGUAGAAAUGAAUGUGAAGGGUAUAAUGAAGGGUGAUGUUGGAGCUGGAAACAUCAACUGGGUGGUUAAGGAAGAUGGUGAAGAUAACAGUGAUUCAACUUCCAUUGGAUCCAUCUCAGAAGAUUCAAUGGAUUCUAUGUGUUCAUCUACAUCAGAGUUGACAGAGGAUGCAUCCUCUUCAACAUCUUCUUCAUCAUCAUCACAUUCAAAUGGACCUUUAUAUGAACUAUCAGAGCUCAUGAACCAUCUCCCUAUAAAGAGAGGGUUGUCUAUGUUUUAUCAAGGGAAGGCUCAGUCUUUCACUUCAUUAGCUGGGGUGCAAAACUUAGAAGAUCUUAUUAAGAAAGGCACUCCUUACAGAAAGAGAAUGAAGUCAUGCAAAAGUUAUGGGGGAGGCUUGGAUAGCCAUAGAAUAUCCUACACUCCAAAGGCUACAAUAUCAAAGAAAACAUCAAGAGGGUAUUUUGCAUCUGCACUAUGCAAAAGGGGGAGUUUCAUUGGAGGAUCUAGGCCUAAUUCCAUUGUUGUACACAAAAACUUCUGAAUUUUUACCCAGUUAGAGC
Molecule: messenger RNA, 630 nt
Organism: Gastrolobium bilobum
Lineage: Eukaryota; Viridiplantae; Streptophyta; Magnoliopsida; Fabales; Fabaceae
Product: protein OXIDATIVE STRESS 3-like
Exons: 2
Coding region: 75-611 (178 amino acids)
Source: RefSeq, a predicted model, not a curated record